Entrophospora candida is the source of this 240-nucleotide messenger RNA. The record is from the annotation of a GenBank genome assembly. NCBI's taxonomy places the organism in Eukaryota, Fungi, Glomeromycota, Glomeromycetes, Entrophosporales, Entrophosporaceae.
AGAUUAUUUUGAGUAAUAGUCAACAAAGUGUUGGGUUCCUUACACAUCAUGUAAAAGGAGCAUUGAUUGGAAAUAGGGAAAUAAAAAAUGAAAUUAGAACUGGUGAGAUGGAUCCAUAUCUCCAAGGAUUGUUUUCAUAUGUCAACUAUUGGUCAGCAAGACCAGAUAAUUUUUGGUGUGAACAAUGUUGCUGUCCAAGCUUUAUUAUAUCUAUGGCUGGAUCUUGGCUAAUGGUCUCUG